AACUCGUUGUUAGCACAGUGACCGAGGCCCGUUCCGCUCAGCCAACGCUUCACGGAGCUGUCUGUGUUAAAUGUGACCUCCCAGGCAGCGUUUCGUUUCGUUUCGUUCACUGCGGACGUGGAGGAUUUGUCUGAAAUGUAGUUAGCUGAACUGGCUGUAACGUGUUAGGUAGAAAAACAAAAAUUUCCCGAGCUUACUAAUUCCACCAAAUAUAAUCAUAACAGCAUUCGUUUGUUGGUUUGGUUGCAGAAUAGGUGAAACCAUUAAAACAACUUUUUGUCAUAUAGAUUGGAUUGACGUUUUGUCGCAUAGCUUGCUCGGUGCUUGUCUUUUGCUCUGGGAAGUAUAAGGACUCCACCGUUUCCUCUUAAUCAGGAUUCUCAUAAAUAGCAAAGGUCUCUGCACAUUCAGGAGUCAACUGUCAGAGGUCAGUAUGUCCCAGUGGAACCAGUUGCAGCAGCUGGACCCUCGGUACCUGGAACAGCUGUAUCACCUGUACAGCGAGAGCUUUCCCAUGGAGCUUCGCCAGUUUCUCGCCCCCUGGAUUGAGAGCCAGGACUGGGCCUAUGCUGCCAACAAGGAGUCUCACGCAACGCUGGUGUUCCACAACCUGCUGGGAGAGAUGGACCAGCAGUACAGCCGCUUCCUACAGGAGAACAACGUGCUGUACCAGCACAACCUGCGGCGCAUCAAGCAGCACCUGCAGAGCAAGUUCCUGGAGAAGCCCAUGGAGAUCGCCCGCAUCGUGGCCCGCUGCCUGUGGGAGGAGCAGCGGCUUCUGCAGACCGCCACCAGCGCCGCACAGGAAGGACAGGCUGCUCAUCCCUCAGGUACUGUGGUGACUGAAAAGCAGCAGAUCCUGGAACACAACCUGCAGGACGUCAGGAAGCGGGUGCAGGAUAUGGAACAGAAGAUGAAAAUGCUGGAGAACCUGCAGGAUGACUUCGACUUCAAUUACAAGACUCUAAAAAGCCAAGGAGAGCUGUCUCAGGACCUGAAUGGGAACAGCCAGGCUGCGGCCACCAGGCAGAAGAUGUCUCAGCUGGAGCAAAUGCUGACAGCCCUGGACCAGCUCCGAAGGCAAAUAGUGACUGAAAUGGCGGGGCUGCUGUCGGCUAUGGACUUUGUGCAGAAGAACCUGAUGGACGAGGAGCUGGCGGACUGGAAGAGGAGGCAGCAGAUUGCCUGCAUUGGAGGACCCCCCAACAUCUGCUUGGACCGCCUAGAGACCUGGAUCACGUCCCUGGCGGAGUCCCAGCUGCAGACCCGCCAGCAGAUAAAGAAGCUGGAGGAGCUGCAGCAGAAGGUGUCCUACAAGGGGGACCCCAUCAUCCAGCACCGGCCCGCCCUGGAGGAGAAGAUUGUCGACAUCUUCAGGAACCUCAUGAAGAGCGCAUUCGUGGUGGAGCGCCAGCCGUGCAUGCCAAUGCACCCAGACAGGCCUCUUGUCAUCAAAACUGGAGUGCAGUUCACCACCAAAGUCAGGUUACUGGUGAAGUUUCCUGAACUGAAUUACCAGCUGAAGAUCAAAGUGUGUAUUGAUAAGGAAUCAGGGGAUGUGGCCGCCCUGCGAGGGUCCCGCAAGUUUAACAUCCUAGGCACCAACACCAAGGUGAUGAACAUGGAGGAGUCCAAUAAUGGCAGUCUGUCUGCAGAGUUCAAACACCUGACUCUGAGAGAGCAGAGAUGUGGGAACGGGGGCAGGACUAACAGUGAUGCUUCCCUCAUUGUGACUGAGGAGCUCCACCUCAUCACCUUUGAGACAGAGGUCUACCACCAGGGGCUCAAGAUGGACUUGGAGACUCACUCCCUGCCAGUGGUUGUGAUCUCUAACAUUUGUCAGAUGCCCAAUGCCUGGGCCUCCAUCCUGUGGUACAACAUGCUCACCAAUCACCCCAAGAAUGUGAACUUCUUCACCAAGCCUCCGGUCGGCACCUGGGACCAGGUGGCUGAGGUGCUGAGCUGGCAGUUCUCCUCCACCACCAAGAGAGGCCUGACCAUCGACCAGCUGACCACACUGGCCGAGAAACUGCUGGGACCGUGUGUCAACUACUCUGGAUGCCAGAUCACCUGGGCCAAGUUCUGCAAGGAAAACAUGGCAGGGAAAGGCUUCUCCUUCUGGGUGUGGCUGGACAACAUCAUUGACUUGGUGAAGAAGUAUAUCCUGGCACUUUGGAAUGAAGGAUACAUAAUGGGGUUCAUCAGUAAGGAGCGCGAGAGGGCCAUCCUGAGCCCCAAGCCCCCUGGGACCUUCUUGCUGCGCUUCAGCGAGAGCAGCAAAGAGGGAGGGAUCACCUUCACCUGGGUGGAGAAGGACAUCAGCGGUAAGACCCAGAUCCAGUCGGUGGAGCCAUACACCAAGCAGCAGCUGAACAGCAUGUCCUUUGCGGAGAUCAUCAUGGGCUACAAGAUCAUGGAUGCCACCAACAUCCUGGUGUCUCCACUGGUCUACCUCUACCCUGAGAUCCCCAAAGAGGAGGCCUUCGGCAAGUACUGCCGGGCCGAAGCCAUGGAACAGCCCGACCUCACCGAUCCAGGUACCACAGUCCCAUAUUUGAAGACUAAGUUCAUCUGCGUUACCCCGUGUCCCUCCAUGUUCAUGGACUUGCCGGACAGCGAGAUGUUGGGCGGAUUCCCUGGCACCAACUCUGGCAACACCAGUGACCUGUUUCCCAUGUCCCCUCGAACCCUGGACUCACUAAUGCAUAACGAGGGGGCGGAGGCCAACCCUGGAGGCCCGCUGGAAUCCCUUACUCUGGACAUGGAGUUCAGCUCAGAUGUGGCGUCGCCGAUGUGAGGAGUCCCUCUCCACGGAGGAAGCCCAUUGGCCCGCACUUCGGACAGGCCCACCAUUUGCAUCUCAGUCACGGCUCUUCCAAACCCACCCACUGGGCUGUCUGACGGGAAGGAAUCUCAGCCGCCAAUCAUAAUAUUACUAUUGUUUUUAUUUUAUUUUUUUAUUUGAGCAUCAGCACUUUGUAGGAGUACCACCAUUCCAUGUCACGAGCGAUGUCAUUUUUCUGCUCAAUGCUGAUUGGCUGCACUGACAGGUUGGAUCAUUUUGUUUCCAGGCAGAACAGGUUGAUCUGUGUCUGCUUCUCCCAGCAGUGUUUAUCUUUCUUGUACUGAUAAAAAAAAUAAUCCAUUAUUAAAGCAUUGUAUUUUUUA
This is a messenger RNA of Anguilla anguilla (European eel), 3168 nucleotides long. Its product is annotated as signal transducer and activator of transcription 3. The transcript has 24 exons. Lineage: Eukaryota; Metazoa; Chordata; Actinopteri; Anguilliformes; Anguillidae. Gene Ontology annotation, biological process: defense response; cell surface receptor signaling pathway via JAK-STAT; growth hormone receptor signaling pathway via JAK-STAT. Gene Ontology annotation, molecular function: RNA polymerase II cis-regulatory region sequence-specific DNA binding; DNA-binding transcription factor activity, RNA polymerase II-specific. The coding region runs from base 434 to 2797 and encodes 787 amino acids. The record is from RefSeq and is a predicted model, not a curated record.